This is a messenger RNA of Ipomoea nil (Japanese morning glory), 1244 nucleotides long. Its product is annotated as pentatricopeptide repeat-containing protein At1g74900, mitochondrial-like. Gene Ontology annotation, molecular function: protein binding. NCBI's taxonomy places the organism in Eukaryota, Viridiplantae, Streptophyta, Magnoliopsida, Solanales, Convolvulaceae. The record is from RefSeq and is a predicted model, not a curated record.
CCCAAAGCUCAAAACAUUUUGAAGGAAAUGGUAGAGAGAGGAUUGAAUCCAACCAUAACGACAUAUAAUAUAAUGCUUAAAGGCUUUCUUCGAGCAGGUCAGGUUAAGGAAGCCUGGGAAUUUUUGCAAAUGAAGAAGCAGAAGUGUGAUUUUGACGUAGUGACGUAUACAACUAUGGUUCAUGGUUUUGGAGUUGUUGGUGAGGUUGAUAAAGCUCGCAAGAUAUUUAAUGAGAUGUUGGAGCUGAUUGCAACUUACAAUGCUUUGAUUCAAGUGUUGUGUAAGAAGGAUAGUGUGGAAAAUGCUAUUUUGGUGUUUGAGGAGAUGGUGAGGAAAGGUUAUGUGCCUAAUAUCGUGACCUAUAAUGCUGUUAUUAAGGGAUUGUGUCAUCGAGGGAGGAUGAAUGAGGCUGUGAAGUAUUUAGAUAAAAUGAAGGACGAUAAAUGCGAGCCAAAUAUUCAGACUUACAAUGUUAUUGUCCGUUACUAUUGUGAUGAAGGAGAAAUCGAGAAGGCGGUAGAGGUAUUUGACAGAAUGAACUGUCGGGAUUGCUUACCCAAUCUGGACACGUACAAUAUCUUGAUCAGCUCAAUGUUUGUUAGAAUGAAAUCAGAUGAUUUGCAGUUGGCUGGCAGGUUGCUAGUGGAAAUGGUUGGUAGAGGAUUUCUGCCUAGAAGAUUCACCUUCAAUCGGGUUUUAAAUGGGCUUUUGCUCACUGGCAACCAAGAUUUUGCCAGAGAGAUCUUAAGGCUGCUAAGUGAAUCUGGCCGUCUUCCUCGUCAUUUCAAAUUGUGAAUCUAUUGCAGUUUCCUGCAAGAUUAUGAGUCAUCCUUGUCGCACAUGGAAAGUUAUGAGACUGUUGAUGUCUUUGUUGCUGAAAUGAGGAACCUGAGAUGGUAAAUGACUUAUAAAAAGGCAUUGUACGUCUAGCAGUACAAGGAUGCCCCUAAGGCUUGAAUGGUAAAAUUCUGAAACCCCCACCCAUGUCAUUAAUUCCAGUAAAGUUCUUUACCAUGUCAUAAAAAGGCAUUGUACGUCUAGCAGUAAAGUUCUUUAACUCCAAAAAUUGUGGAAGCAUUGGUGUGUACACAAGAUUGACUUAGAAUGCAAAAUACUACAUAAGGGAGAAUCUGGAAGAGUUGGAGAGGUUUGAAAAAGAGUUAAGUGCUGAUGGUGGAAGUGGGAAGUCUCUUGGUUCUACACUUGCUACAGUUCCUGUAAUGAUAUUCUUGACAUUAGUUGAU